AUGUGUUCAGAGACAACGAAGACUGUGCUGCGGCAAAUGCGCAAAUUAGUGGCGGACACAUGCAUUUCAACGCAGUUCCUGUUCUCCACCGCGCUCGGCCUCUUCCCCUACAAAUACAACACGGGCACACGACGUUUGACAAUCGCACGAUGGCUGAACUACUAUUGGCCACUGAUAAAUAUUGCAAUUGCGCUGAUGACUCUGUACAUAUAUUUUCUAAAAUCAAAAAUGAACGAAAUACAUUUCAUCAGCGAUAAGCCGUUAAAUAAAUUACUCGCGCACAUUCAUUACAUACUCGGCUUUUGCACACUCUACGUGAUCGUCAUUACGAAUUGGUGCCGCCGGAAGGAGCUCUUCAGACUGCACAAUGAGCUGGUGCAAAUGCAGCGGCGUCAACAGCGCUGGCAACGAAGAUGGACUGUGAAAUCAAAUAAUCAGAUCGAAGCAUUCUAUUACAACUGCAUCAUAGCCAAGAGCGUAAUGACACUGCUGCAGGAGGUGUCGAGCAUAAGCGGCAAGAUGGGCAUUAAUCCGCAUCCGUCAUUAAAGUAUGUCUUAUAUGUCGUUUUCAUGUUCGCCAUGAAGAACGUCACCUACUUGACGGUGACCAAUUUCCAUUUCGCGCUACUCAAUAUCUAUCGGCAAUUGCAGCAGGUUAAUUGGAAUUUUCAAGAGGUGGUGCGGCUGUGGGGCGAGCGUGCACCAAACGCGUUCGAUAUGCCAUUUGAGCAUGUGACUGAUAUUGCAUUUGAUGCGGGGGCUCAGUCUCACAGCGCUAAGCGGCGGUAUGGUCGUAGAAAUUUCGACGAGAGUGCCAUCACCGAUUUGUGUCGUCAAUAUGUGCGGAUUUGCGCUUUGGCCAAGCGCGUUUGCAAGCAUUACGAGUGGCAAGUGUUGCUCUUCCUCGCUAUUAUUUUGUUUGGCAAUGUCAUGUCGACGUUCUACUUUCUCGUUUACCUCGGUGGCAAUGUAUUGCCUCAAGAACUCUUCUCACCCACGUUGUUCCUGCAGAUCUACUUUAUCAACACUUUGGAUUUGGGAUUCUUUAUGGUUAUAUGUGAGCGUUCUAUGGCGUCGUCCAAAGAGACGGGCUUCUUGCUGAAAAAGUUGUCUCAGUUGAAGAGCUUACCACCUGCGCUUCAACAUGAGUUCGAAAUGCUAAGCAUAUUCAUGGCCGGCGAAACUGUACGCUUUCGCUUCUGCGGCUUAGUGGAGUGGAAUUUUCGCACUGGCGCCAGCUAUAUGACGGCAACCAUUUUAUAUUUGAUUGUUUUAGUGCAGUUCGAUUACUAUAAUUUGUGA
Molecule: messenger RNA, 1302 nt
Organism: Zeugodacus cucurbitae (melon fly)
Lineage: Eukaryota; Metazoa; Arthropoda; Insecta; Diptera; Tephritidae
Product: gustatory receptor for bitter taste 22e-like
Exons: 2
Coding region: 1-1302 (433 amino acids)
Biological process (GO): sensory perception of taste
Cellular component (GO): dendrite; axon; membrane
Molecular function (GO): sweet taste receptor activity
Source: RefSeq, a predicted model, not a curated record